Molecule: messenger RNA, 858 nt
Organism: Amphimedon queenslandica
Lineage: Eukaryota; Metazoa; Porifera; Demospongiae; Haplosclerida; Niphatidae
Product: akirin-2-like
Exons: 4
Coding region: 114-629 (171 amino acids)
Biological process (GO): positive regulation of transcription by RNA polymerase II; positive regulation of innate immune response
Cellular component (GO): nucleus; chromatin
Molecular function (GO): transcription coregulator activity
Source: RefSeq, a predicted model, not a curated record
AAAGGCGGUGAGUCGUCAGAAGCUGUCACCACUUACCAGAUCAUAUUCCACUCAUAAUAUCACUCCCUUUCCUCCCUUCUGUUCUCUUCCUGACCGGUCGAUUCUGUUUGGCAAUGGCGUGUGUGACACUAAAGAGACCCCUGGAAGUGAUGGGGAGUCCACACAUGGAGACGUCUCCCAAAAGAAGGUGUGGGAUACCUCUCAUCUCCUCCACUCCUCCCUCGAGAACCAGUUUCAAGAAGAGGAAAAGGAUGUUAGAAACUGAGAACAAACCAGCGCCAGUCUCCACACCAAGCUCCCCGUUCAUAGCCUCGACCCCUUCAGUUGCAAAUAUAGAAUCAGAGAUAAGACGGCUUCAUGGUCGUAAGCUCUUCACAGAGUCUCAUCAGAAUGUGUCUGCCUCAUCCUCCUCCUCCUCUAUAGCUAGCAAAGACCAACCAUUGUUCACAAUGAAGCAAGUCACCAUGAUAUGUCAGCGGAUGCUAAAGGAAAGAGAAGAAACACUUAAAGCUGAAUAUGAUAAAAUAUUAUCGGCCAAACUAUUAGAACAAUACGAUGCGUUUGUUAAAUUCAGUCACGAUCAAGUAGAAAGAAGAUUUGCAGAGUCUGCCUUUAGCUAUGUGUCAUGAAUCAUUUUUCACUCUUUUCUACAUUAUUGAACUGAAACCUCUUCACCUGAGCAAUUAACUUCUGAUGUGCUUAUUAUUAUUAAUUCAUUCUUUACUACUAUUAUAAUACCAUACCACACAAAGGACCUACUAAACAUGUAUUAUUAUUAUUAUUAUUUUGUUGUUAUUAUUUUGGGUGUGCCUUCUAUCUAUCUAGUUAAUGAUUAUUGUGACUGUUUUUAUAAAGCAA